CAAUUGUGUUCCCAGUCCUCGUCAAAACUCGGCUGUUGUUGCUCGGAGUACGAUCAAGACGACUGCACAGUGGCCGUGUCUGGUCCGGGCAGUGCGCUCCGCGGUGACAGGAGAGCGGAUCCUCUGUUAACCUGGCGCAAACCGCAGCGGAACUUCGCUCCUUUUUCUGCACUUUGACAUCGAUGUUUUUUGGGGGAGAGGAGGAAGGAGCAGGGUUUCGGGUAGACCCCGCUGUGACCAACGCUGGAUUUGUUUUCAAACAUUUUUUCUUCCCUCCACCACCUCGCCUUCAUCUCCAUCUCUCAUCCGGCGGGUUCUUUUCUGGUGUCUAGACCGCCUCGAAGACGAGCAGCUCGGGGAACAGUGAGGACUUGUUGCGCGUCUCCGGGGAGCGCACCAGUCCAGUUUUCAUCCAAGUCGAUACUGUACCUGCGUGCGAUGCUUUGAUUUGAGCGGUGCGACGUGUCUGCGGAGCGGGAAUGGACUGUGGAGAUCAGCUGGGACUAACAGCCUGAAGUCAGCACGGCUCGGUGCUCAGUGACGAUGAGAAUCUGAUCAUAAUUAACGAAAUUGGGGUGAUUGGUUUUCUUCAGUGUGACCGAGCUGCUGCUGCCGCUGCUGCCGCUGCUGCUGCUGCUGCUGCACGGCUGAUGCUUUAGGAGCCUGUUUCUGCUUUAAAUGGCACCCACGCUCAACCGAGGCAAACUUUAUUCGGGUCAGAGCCGACGAGUUGAUUAAUUUCCUUUUUCUUUUUUUAAUUUUUUUUUAAACUUGAAUCGAGCAUUUGCUUCUCAUCGACAUGUCUGAACGAGAUGGAUUUGGAGACGGGCUGUGCAGCGACGGAGCGCCGGACUGCAUCCCGCCUAGAGCGUCCCGCGGCCGGAGGAGCGGAGUCAUCCUCCCCGGUGGCGGCCAGGACACCGACACCAUCCUGCUGGAGUCGGUCAAGGCAGCACCUCGCCGAAGCAGCAUCAUAAAGGAUCCCUCAGUCCAGAAGGUGGGCGGCGGCAGGAAGAAGACCGUGUCCUUCAGCAGUAUGCCGUCAGAGAAGAAGGUGAGCAGCGCCGCAGACUGUCUGGCGUUCAUGCAGGGAGGGUGUGAACUGAAGAAGAUCCGGCCCAACUCCAGGGUUUACUGUCGUUUCUACACGCUGGACCCGGACCUGAGCUGCCUGCGCUGGGAGCCGUCUAAGAAGGACGGCGACCGGGCUCGGCUCGACGUCUCCAGCAUCCGGGAGGUCCGCACCGGGAAGAGCACCGAGACCUUCCUCCAUAACGGCCCUCUGUCUGAACACCUGGCGGAGGAGGCGGCCUUCUCCAUCAUACAUGGGGAUGAGUAUCAGUCUCUGGACUUGGUUGCAUUGUCCGCAGAUGUGGCCAACAUCUGGGUGACAGGCCUUCGCUACCUGCUGGCCCACCCCUCUGUGAUUGGCGGGGCCGGGGGAGGUGGCGGAGGAGUGGGAGUGCUGAGCGAGGGAGGGGGUUUGUCGGUAGAGGGCAGCCUGGGGAGCAAGAUGAGGAGCGAGUGGCUGGCGGCGGAGUUCGCCCAGGUGGACGAAGACGGCUACGGCAUCGUGUCCGAGGACGUGGCGGUCGCCACCAUCUGUAAACUUUGCCCCGGCAUCAAGGAAGCAAAGGUGCGUCUGCGUUUUAAGGAGAUCCAGCGCAGCAAAGAGAAACUGACCUCCCACGUGACGCGCGAGGAGUUCCAGGAGGCGUUCUGCGAGCUCUGCACCCGGCCCGACGUCUACUUCCUGCUGGUGCAGCUCUCCAAGGACCGCGAGUGUCUGGACCCUCAGGACCUCCGCCUCUUCCUGGAGACGGAGCAGGGUUUGUCUCUGGCGACGACCGAGGGCUGCUGGGAGCUGCUGAGGCGCUACGAGCCGUCGGCCCAGGGCAGGGAGAGGGGGCUGCUGGGUCUGGACGGAUUCGCUCGCUACCUGCAGUCGCCCGAGUGUCAGCUGCUCGACCCGGAGCACCUGGGGGUGUGUCAGGACAUGAACCUGCCUCUGUCCCACUACUACGUCAGCACCUCGUACCGCUCCUACCUGCUGGACGACCAGGUCCACGGCCGAGCUGACCUGGGAGGGCUGAUGAAGGCGCUGCAGACCGGCUGUCGCUGCCUGGAGCUGGGGGUGACUGACGGCCCGGAGGGGGAGCCUCUCCUCGGAGUCGACUACGGUCCGGACAUCCCCCGCCACCAUCAUCACCACCACCACCACCACCACCACCACCACGCACCUGUGACCAUCCGCUCGGCUCUGGAGGUGGUCAAUAAGUACGCCUUCCUGACCUCUCAGUACCCGCUCCUGGUCUACCUGUGUCAGCGCUGCUCUCCGGCCCAGCAGCGCACCAUGGCGCAGCACCUGAAGAAAGUGUUCGGCUCCCGCCUUUACACUCCAGAGGCCCUACCUGUCAGCCUGGGGGGGCGAGCGACCACCUUACCCUCCCCCGAGCAGCUGAAGGGACGCAUCCUGCUCGUGGGGAAGAAGCUGCCCCCGGAGCAGAACGGCUCUGAUGGGGAGGUGUCUGAGGAGGAUGAGGAGAUAGGAGGAGGAGGGCCUUUGGCGGGACGGCGAAUGACCAUCCCCGGUGAGGAGGAACUGGGCGUGGUCUUAGUGGUGCCUCCACCCUCUCAACCCCGGAAGCUCCGCCUCCACAAAGAGCUGUCGGACCUGGUGGCGAUCGCUCGGACCGGCAGCCGCAGCUUCUACGCCCAGAGAGCGAGUCACAAACAGGGUCAGCAGCAGUCGCCCCCCAGCAGUCCCUCCUCCCCCAGCACGCCGAUGCCUCCCGAGCUGCCUUACUGGACACUGUGCUCCCUGGGCGAGGGAGAGGCCGGGCGGCUGACCAGCGAGAGCCCAGAGGACCUCGUCAUGUUCACCAAGCGCACCCUAACCAGGGUGCGACCCAGCUCUGUGCGCCUGGACUCCAGUAACCCGAAUCCACAAGGAUACUGGAAAGGAGGGGUCCAGCUCGUGGCCUUGAACCAGCAGACCCCCGGCGCCAUGCUGGACCUUCACCGAGGGCGUUUCUCGCAGAACGGAGGGUGUGGUUACGUUCUCCGACCCGCUGUGAUGAGGGACGAGGUGUCGUAUUUCAGUGCCCACACACAGGGGUGUGUGCCAGGAGUCCCGCCGCAGACGCUGCGCAUCAAGGUUAUCAGUGCCCAUAACCUGCCCAAGCCUCAGGGAUCGGGGGCCAAGGGCGAGGUCAUUGACCCGUAUGUGGUUCUGGAGCUGCACGGUGUCCCAGCUGACUGCGCCGAACAGCGGACGCGCACCGCGGCUCAGAACCAGGACGACCCGCUGUUCGACGAGACCUUUGAGUUUCAAGUGAACAUGCCGGAGCUGGCCUUGCUGCGCUUCGUGGUGUUGGAUGACGACUACAUCGGAGACGACUUCAUCGGCCAGUACAGCGUGGCCUUUGAGUGCCUUCAGCCCGGCUACCGUAAUGUGCCCCUGCUGGGCCUGGCGGGAGACCCCUUACCCCACACCAGCCUGUUCGUCCACGUGGCGGUCACCAACAGGCGAGGAGGCGGGAAGGCCCAGCGACGAGGCCUGUCGGUGAGGAGGGUGGGGAGGCGGGGGCGGGAGUACGUCACGCUGAGGCACACCGGCAUCAAGGUGGUGGAUGAGAGCUUCAAACCGGCCAGCGCCCCCCUGAAGGAGGCGACAGACCUGCGGGAGGAUGCUCAGAGCACCACCGCCAGUUUCAAAGAGCAGUGUGGGCUCCCCACGGUGGCCAAACUCAAGCAGUGCAUCCAGAGCCUGGCCACCAGGCUGCAGAGCCCCGAGGGCACCAUGGGGGCCAGUAUGGUGCUGAAGGACGGCUACCCGUGUCUGGAGGCUCUGGUCAACCUGUCCGAGCCGACACGCAAACUGCUCGCCGCCUACGACACGAUGAUCGCCGCCCAGAAACAGCUGAUCGAGAACGCAGAUGCCGUUCAGGAGAGGAUCGCCCAGGUGCAGAGAGAAGGCAUGGACUUCCACGAGGACCUCUCUCGGCACGGCGAGAAGGAGGGACUGAAGGGACGCAAGCUCAGCAAAGCUGUGGAGAGUUUCACCUGGAACAUCACUGUCCUCAAGGGUCAGAGCGACCUGUUACGGGGAGCUAAGAUGGACUCCCUGGAUGCCCUGAGGCAGCUGGCUCUGGCCUGUGAAGCCUGUGGAUUCACCUCCUCCUCCUCGUCCACCAACUCCUCGUCCUCCGCCUUCUCCGCCGCCGAGCUGCACUACUCCUCCCACCCGCUGUCCGUCCGCCGCAGCAGCACACACGGCAACGGACGCAUUUGACAUCCCACCCGCCCGCCCUCCUCCACCCCCCCCCACCCCCACCCCCCGGGUCCAGCACGCUGCCAAAGAUGAAAAGGGAGUGGACAGAGUAAUUACAGAGGAUAACAGAGAUGAGGAGAUAUGAGAGUGAGACAGUGUGGGGGUGAAAGGCACCAGAGGAGGCAGAGGAGUCUCAUUCUGGCAGAGUGUAUCCCUUUAUUCAGUGCAGUGUCUAGACUAGCCUGGACCAGAGCAGUAUAUCUGUUAAAGCCUUACGGUGAGUUCAUCAGUUUAUCACUGAGGGUCCAGCCUGCAGAGAAACUUUUCAUGAAUGUCGUAACUCUGUUCUGGGAAAAGCGAGGAGCGACGCUCCACUCGGGUCCUUGAACUUGUGGCAGCUCCUCCUGCUUAAUUUUCCGAAAGUAAUGUACGUGACUCAACGUUGUAACUCAGCAGGUUUCCCUCAUUAGAGAGGAGAUCACAGACACCUGAAUAAUUUGUGAUAAUGGGGCUGUCGCCGAGCUGAUGUUCACAGCCCGGUGGUGUUUUAGAGGUGGGGAGGAGAGGAUGUAGAGCUGAUGGGACAGUUAUUAUUCUGCCUCAGCAUCUCAGCUCGUCCCUUGGGAAGAUAACAAGUGUGUGUGUGUGUGUGUGUGUGUGUGUGUGUGUGUGUGUGUGUGUGUGUGUGUGUGUGUGUGUGUGUGUGUGUGUGCAAUGCUGCAAAUGGUGGAAAGGGAAAUGUGCUAUAAGAGAUUGUGACCCACAAAAAACCCCCCCCAAAAAAAACAUACUUUUUUAAAACUCUUUGUUUUAGAUUUAACUGCAGCUAAUGGAACUAAACUUUUACGUUAACUUAAUGUAAAAAAUAAACAGUCCUCCUGGAACUAAAGGAGUAGACAAAGCUUUUAAUUAACUUAGGACAACAGCUUUACAGGAAAUGAUUGACAGUUCUCAACACCAGAUGAAUUGGCUGAACGCGGCCUUCAAACUUGGAAAAAGUUUCUGAAGGAAUUUGAGGCAAAGAAGUAGAAAAAUAUCAAGUUCUUAAUGAGGUUUGGGAGCUUGGAGAACGUGGAAAGUCCAACGCAUUGAAUUAUUUGUCUGAUUUAUCUAAUUAACUGUGUCAGCUCUCUUGGUGGAUAUUUCCAGAUUUCAGUUUCAUAACAAAAACUAAGGCUCCUGAGCAGCUUCCUGGUUGUUUGAGGCCUCUGCACUCGAAUAACGUCACCGAUUAAUUGCAUCAGAUUUUGAGAAUAUGCAUCGUUUCUUAACUUUAACUAGAGCACAUAAAAAUCCUCUUGCACCUCUGAGUGUGCACACGUUUCCUCCUCUAACUGCUAUAGUCAUGUACUGUGUGAAACACUGACACACACACACACACACACACACACACACACACACACACACACACAGGUCCUUGUUAUCUCCCCUCUGAUUGCCUGUGAGCCUGUCAUGUUCACUUGGGGAGGGGACGGCUGAAACGCGAGGUGUAGUGGAGAGGAGACGCGGUAAUUGGAGAAGUUGUGGAUGUGUGUUGAUACUGCACGUCUGCUGUAGUACAUGUGUGGAUCACAUAACCUCCUCGCUGUACCGACAUGCGGGGUAAUGAACGCUUUGAGUCUGUAUAUGUGUGUGUGUGUGUGUGUGUGUGUGUGUGUGGGAACAACAGAUUCCUGCAGCCUUGAUGAUGAAGUUCACUGUAUUGAUGUAGCAAUAAUAAUAGUGGUGAGUCACAACAAAGUCAGUGAGGCUGUGUAACCCAGUGUGUGCUGACUGAAGGACUGAAAACAACGUAACUAACUUAAUAACUCAGUGAUGCUUAGAAACGUUAUUUGAAAAACUACAAAAAUGGUGUCCCAGCAGGUGCUACUGAUCACAACUCAUAAUUGUUGCUUACCUGUCAGUGAUGGCUUUCCUCUCAGCCUUUUUGAGGGUGACUGCGUGUUUCUUCUUUAACACAGGAAAACACCUGAUGCUUCUUUCUCCUUCUAACUGAGCUUUUGCGCUCGUAUUUCUUGUGGCUCGUGUUUCUGCAUUUGAAACAGACUUGACACAGGACUGAGAUCACCAGACUAGAGAAAUCUACGGUGGCCCUGAGAGCUCAAAGCGCUGACACUUAGGAAAACACAUGCAAAGACACAAACGCGCUGCAAAAUUCAGUCCUACAACACAUCUCACUGUUGCUAUCAGAAUUACAUAAAUAAGUGAAUAACUUAAAAAGAAGGAAGUGAUGAACCUGCUGGGACACACAACGCUUUUAACUUCAAAAGUCACAGUUGAUCAACAAAGUCCCAGCAGGGUUCAUCACUUUUUAGUGUCCCCUGGAAACGCCUACGUUGUGUUGUAGGACUGAAUUUGUAAUGCGUUUUUUAAAUUUUAUUUGCAUGUGUUGUGUGAUUUUUUUUUUAUCGCAGCGCACGUGUUAUCAAAUUGAUGAAGAUGUUUUCUGAAUUUGCAGCGUGUUUGUGUGUUUUGUUAAGUCGCAGUGUUUUGAGCUCUCAGGGCCACCGUAGAAACACCUCCGUCAGUGUGAUCACACGUCACUAUUUCUCCAGUGUUGGUGAUUUUCAUGCUUUAGUUGAAGAAUUACAUUUUGUAAAAUACAAGAGAUACAAGGUUUGAUGUCAUUGAAAAAAAUAAAAAUAAAGAGCAAGUAAGUUGUAUUUGUAAUCUGGUGCACCACAGGAACUAUUUAACUGGCUGACACAUUUAAUUCCACUUCAUCUGCUGCAGGCGACGACGCAAAGUGUUUGAACAAAGCAAGUCGAGGGGGGAGCUUUCUGAAAAUGAGACAUUUUGAAUGUUCAUGCUGCCCUUUUGAGGGGGGCGGGAGGGCGGAGCGAUCGGAGACGAGGAUCACAGCUAAAUGGCAUUUUGCGGCAGACAGGAUGUAAUGAGGAGCCCUGAAACACAGGCGGUGACUCUGGGGUUUGAUAACUUGCGCUUGUGCAGGACUACUGUUUGUUCUGAAUGACAUCCCACAUUUUUAUACACACUUUUUAUUGCCUUUCAUUCACACACCACAUUCCUUUCUUUCUGUAAUAACAUUAACCUCCACCUUCCUCCAUCCUGGUGUUCCUGCUGCUCCUCUGGAGGCUCCAGGUGGGGAGCGCCCGAGCUGAUGGCACUGAGUCACAGCCACAGGAGGAGGCUAACCUGAUAACAUUUCCAUGUGUGUGUUUGUUUGUGUGUGUGUGGGUGUGUGUGAGAGAGAGAGAGAGAGAGUGAGAGAGAAGGCAUAUGCUUCUAAAAGUAGAAGACAUAUUGGAGAGAGAGAGAGAGCAAAGGUUGAAGGAUAGAAGAAGAAGAGAGUGAUAUUGGAUUAACUUUUGGUUACAUGUGUGGUUGGGUGAGCACACCUGCAGAGCUUCAUAAUUGGCUGUGAGCAAUAGACAGAGUGACAGCACCUGCUGUUUGGGUCUAUUAAUAACGUUGUGACUCACGGGAGGCUUUGGGAUGUGUGUAUCUGCUGGUGCGCUUGUGUCUGUCAUGAUACCACGCUGCCCUAAUUCCUGGCCCGAUGAUGCAAACCGGUUCUCCUGCUCACACAGUCAUUGCCAAAACUACUUGCCAUAUUUCCUCUUAAAUGCGCCGAAGCAGACGGGGGCUUCAGGAUCUUUGUUCUGUUUUGUUUUUUGGAAGUGCUCCACUGCCCCCGAGAGACGUGCUCAGUAAUCUAAAAACUACAGAUUUCAUAAGAUCAUAAGAUCUGCUUACCUGCAGGGAGGAUGCCUCCGCAUUAAUGAUGCAUCAGCUCCAGUAAAACAAACCACGGUGUUAGCUUUCUGUGUUCCGGUUUACACGCCUGCUAUGACAUGGGAAAUGCAAGUGGGUCAAAGAGCGAGCAGGCGAUGUGGGAUUUACUUUACCUGAGGACAUGUGCAAAGAUGGUGGUCACAGGGUUUAUCUUUGUGGGUGAACAUGGGUCAGGUUUCAGUAAUUAGGUCACCUCUGGUUAAAGUUGAAGCUCGUCCUCAGAAUAAUUCAUCAGGCAUAUACUGUAUUUACAUGACAUCGACAUGUGAUCACAGAGAAAAAAAAUGGCAGCUCGUUAUUUAAGUGGAGACCGACCUUUGCAGUGUGUGUCAGGAAGAUACAGCACCUGAGCCACCACACGUGUAGCUGGAUGAUCCAUGAGGACCAUACCUGUGUUUUUGCAUGAUUUAACCCACUUACUUUGAAUCGGUUACUGUAGACGUGCAAUAGAAGAAACACACCAUUGUAUCUGAAAAUGUAUAGACUGAAUGUGCUUUUAUACCUUCCAGGCAGCUAUUGGUUUCAGUUAAUGUCAGUGUUGUAGGGAAGUCCGCCUGCGGAGACUUGCUUGGGAUAAAUCCAUUUCAGUGAACAUCCUGCGUUGGUUUUAUUUUUAUUCAGGAAGUUACAAUAUCAUAUUGUGACGAUGCAAAUGAAGACGCAGAUGGACCUGCAGCUGAAUUUUUGUGAUAAACACUUCCCUUUUUAAAAGCCUUUUUAAUGCAAGAAGCUACCGAGCUCACAUUAUCCUUCUCACUGUGUAUGUUUUUUUUGCUUAUUAUUUGUUGUCUGGGGUUUGGAUUUCUGACAAUGGAGCUCAUCAGUGCGACGCUGUAAAGUAGAACCAACUCUGUCUGAGCUUCCCAGCAGCUCAACAUUUCCCCCCACAGCAGCAGAUUUUACAGCACAAUGAUAAUAUAACUUUUAUAAGAAUAAAACUGUGCGUGAUGUUCACAGCGAUGGAUCACCCGUCUCAAGAAAGCUUCAAGUCCCUAAAUGUUGCAACAGUCAGCAGCGGUUUGUGGAAAAUGAACUGAACUUGCAGAAACACCAGUAUGACCCUUUAAACAUUUAGACAUAAAUAAACAUUUUAGGUACAAAGCUUUUUUCCUUUCCUCUCCGCGCCUCUCUCACACUCUGCUUCAUAUGUCACUGCACUUUGCUUCUUCAAGACACUUUACCUGAUGAUAUGUUCAUUUUGCAGUACUGAAAAAUGUCGUGUUUACCUCUGCAGAAGGCACUGCGGUCAGCCACUCACUUACAGUGCUUUACUAUGAUGUUCAGUAUAUCGUAUCUCAUUUGUAGCCCAAUGCUGCGCCCUGAUCUCUGAAGUGUGGACUGAGCUACUUCCCUUUAUGCCCUUUAAAGUGGGACAGAUCUGAUCAAUGUUCCUCACUGUGAUUGCAUUUUCAGUUCGGAGUGUGAAGGAUGAGGAUGAGUGGGAGACUGAUCCACGCUCGUGAGCAGGGUGUCGCAUUGAGGUUGCACUGUAUCUCUGUUACCCACAUGUCUUAACCUAGAGCUGUAUCUCUCUGUGCUCUUCAGUGUGUGUGUGUGUGUGUGUGUGAUGUUACUUAACUUCGCAGUGAUCAAUUAGUGCUUAACAUUCAUUUGAAUAAUUGGAGAGUUGUUUAUACCUGCCAUAGUGAUGUGGGCAAAGUUGUGUCUUUGGAAAUGUGUAAAGGUAUUUUAGGUUUCUAUAUUACCCGUGGCAUCUGCAGUGUCUGUGUUGGCCUGUGUCUACACCGCUGACCUUUAAUCCAGUGUUGUUUCCUCAACUGUUCUGACAGUCACUGUAUGUUUUUGUAAAAUACAAAAGAAAAAAAAAAGACCAGAGGAAGAAAAAUAUUUAUUGAAGUGUGUUUUAAAAACCAUAAAUAAAUAUAAUUAAUUAAAUGGACCUUGCUUUUAUUUUGAAAAGCUACUGUGUUUUCUAUCUUACAAGUAAUCAAAUAUAACAAGAGUAUGUAUCCCAGACUAAAUAAAGUUAUCUUUUCCUGACCAAA
This is a messenger RNA of Seriola aureovittata, 10035 nucleotides long. It is a transcript of the gene plcl1, whose product is annotated as phospholipase C like 1. The record is from RefSeq and is a predicted model, not a curated record. Lineage: Eukaryota; Metazoa; Chordata; Actinopteri; Carangiformes; Carangidae. Bases 800 to 4294 code for a protein of 1164 amino acids. Gene Ontology annotation, molecular function: phosphatidylinositol-4,5-bisphosphate phospholipase C activity. Gene Ontology annotation, biological process: lipid metabolic process; intracellular signal transduction. The transcript is spliced from 12 exons.